This is a messenger RNA of Brienomyrus brachyistius, 3548 nucleotides long. RefSeq lists its product as uncharacterized. NCBI's taxonomy places the organism in Eukaryota, Metazoa, Chordata, Actinopteri, Osteoglossiformes, Mormyridae. The record is from RefSeq and is a predicted model, not a curated record. Bases 435 to 2996 code for a protein of 853 amino acids. The transcript is spliced from 3 exons.
CUGAUCCAGCGGAGUGGAGAUGGCGCUGCGUACAGUGUGAGCGGCUCGGCAGGCAAAGUUUGGAGAAGCGGCGGAGUUCGGCGGAGUACAGGAGCGCCGCGCUGUAACACGGGCUCAUCUUUUUCUUCGCGAUAUUAAUAUUUCCACAUGGCUCUGCAGAAAAAUCCGAGGUGGUGAUGCAUCAUUUUUUGCAGGGGGUUUAGUAAAGGCGAAUAGCGAGUUCGGAAGACUUUUUACCGCAAAAGUGCGUGUGCUUCAGGACUUUGUAUCUCAGCGGGGGUUUCGUGCCGUUUUACACCGGGGCGAGUAAAUGAGAUACGCGGAGCUGCAGGGCUGUAUUACGGGAUUUCAUGACCGAGGCGGGCUUAGUUUCGCUAUCAUGAAUUAUCAACGGGGAGGUCAAGUCGAAAACUGAUUUAAAAAAAAAAAAAGUCAUGAACGACCCCCGCGAUAAGGACUUGACAGCAGUUCCGAGGAAGCGCCGCCUCAUGGCUGCAGUGUUACCCGGGGAAGAGAGCGCAUUGCCCGGCGAUGGACCCAGACUGGACCGAAACGGGAUAGGACUGAUUUACUGCUUCGUUUGUGGGAAUGGUGUGACAGCCGGCAAAGAACUGAAAUUACAAGUCAGGCACCGGAGAGAUAAGGAUCCGUUUUUCCCGUUUCUGCAGCAUCAGGAACCGGCCCCGGGGGCGGCCGAGGUGACCGCGGACGGAUGCGUGCUGGUCUGCGCCGUGUGUCAUUGCUUUCUCGGCGAGCAGUGGAACUCUUUCGAAAGGUCCCGUACGCCGCUGGAGAAGCGCAUGUACUGGCUGAAGAGGCCGUACCAGUGCGACUCCAGAAGGGUGCCCCAGGACUGGGACGCGGCUUACGACCUGGAGCGGAGGGUCAGCACGGGUAGCCGGCACUGCGACGCCACCGACUCGGACUUCUCGACCUUCUCCGACAACGACAACGCGUCCGACCGGGAGCUGGAUUUUAUCUGCAGAGCCGGCGCCAGCAAGGAAAAAAGUUUUCGGCUGUCUGGGUACAGAGACGGCGCUGGGAAAAACUGCGGCGUCAGUGUGAAAAACAGCCCCGAUUCUCAGCGGCUGGUCCGCUGCACUGCGCAGGAUUCCCUGAAUUCAGAUGGCACUUUGUCGCCGAGGGGCUCCGCUCAGAUGAUCAAUCAUGCGUCUCUGUCUGCCGCCUCUCUGGUUUCCCCCCACGACCGCCAGCCCCUGCGCCGCUACAACACCCCGCCCGCAGACGCCACCAUGCAAGACAACGGGAUCAUUAUACGCAACAAGCACUGGAUGCCAGAGGGGAUUGCCAAACAUCUGGAUCUGCUCCAGCAGGCUGCUGACGGCUCUAGGUAUCUGCUGGGUCGCAAGAAUCACAUGGCGGCCGAUGCUGUGGAUGCAUGCUCACCUGCUGGUGUCGCGCGCAAGAAGAGCGAGGAUGGGGGUCACAGCAGCAGCGAUUCAGACAGCGACGAGAUAAACAUUACGAGUGAGGACGACCUGGAUGUUUUCGACGUCGGUAGCAGGACAGAGAGCGGAGGGGCCCGGAGUAGAUGCCCAGGCACACAGAGGAGCCCCGCUACCAAGGCGCGGGGUGGCAGCGGCGCAGUGGAGGAAUGCGUGUGUUACAUUUGUGGUAGCAGGCUGUCCCAGUCUGGCCAGUUCAGGGUAUACGUGCAGAAGCAGGAGAGGGCUGUGGACGAACCCUUUUUCCCUUUCCUGUGGCUGCAUAACGCUCCCCCUGGAGCGGCACCCUUAAGUCCCGGUGGGGGAACUCUUGUGUGUGCCACCUGCCACUCCUCCCUCAUGCAGCAGUGGCAGGGCUUCGAGCUGGCCAGCGUGCCUGUGCUGCAGCGUCUUUACGUCGUUCCGCUGAACGCGUCGGCCGUGGGCACGUCGCCUCACUCCGGCGGCAGCCAGGGGGCGCCGGAGCUCUCCUCGGAGGCCUGCUUCCUGUGUGGCCGGGAAUGCGGCUCGGACAUGCGGGUGGCCUGCGUCCAGGCGGGGGUGGGCAAAGCACGUGGCACCAUGCACUUCCCCUUCAUCGGCCUGCUGCCCCGCCCACCGAAUGCCGAGGGGGUGCAGGACGGCCAGGUGCACUGUUGCGCUCUGUGCCACAGCAUCCUGGAGGAUCUGUGGACGGCGUACCGACUCUGCCUCAGCGAGGAGCUCAUCACCUCCGUCGGGCCCUUUCUCGGGAGGUACCACCAGGUGACCAGCAGGGACCCCCCCCGGAGUGGGCCCCGGACGGGCCUCGCCUGCGUGUGCUACCUCUGCGGUGCCGAGCUGGACGCUGGCGGAGAGUUCCAGUUGAGCGUAAACCCACCGGGGCGCCGUGGCGAGCGCGAGCCGUUCUUCCCCUUCCUCACGGUGCAGCCUCCGGCACCGCACGCCAAGCCCGUCGACCCCACGGGCCUGGUGUCCACCUGCGCCCUCUGCUACCACGACCUGCGUGCCCAGUGGGCUGUCCACGAGGGCCGCCUCGGCCAGCCCGCCAGCAGCCCCUGGUCCAGGCAGUACAGUUGCGACACCUUCGUCUGCUUCUUCUGCCGGCAGGAGAGGAGGCGUUGCCUGGGCCUGAGGGAGGUGCAGGUGGCACGGCUGCCCGUCUUCCUGUACGCACCCCGGGGUGGACGCACUCUGGUGGUGGAUGAUGGGAAGAAGCUGAUGAUUGGUUCCUGUGUGGAUUGUAAAGCGAUGGUGUUGGCGGGGCAGGCGGUGAGCCAGAACUCGCUAUUGGGAAACUCCUCACCUCUGGGCAAGCACAAGCACUCUUCCUUAGCACCAGAACCAGUGGCUGGCUGCAGCAAGACCGCAGACUCCGCCCCACAGCCCAGCGCAGUGGGAGGGACCCGUGAAGAAGGCCACGCCUCUCUGACAGGCAUCAGCUCCGCCCCUUCUGCACAGAGUGUCCCAGAGACCGACAGAGCGGACCGGCCACCUUCCAGUGAGUACCCCUUUCCAUUCUCUUAUCUCACGGCUUCCUGGGUGACUUAACAAGCCAGCAAAGUACAGGGGCUUGUCCCCCACCUGCUUGCAGGGAGGAGGGGUGAAUACGCCCUGGCUUUGAGGACACCGUGUGGCAUAUCUUGCCUCAAGGCCCGUCCUGUGGGCCGGCGCUAACUGGUGGUCUGUCAGCGGGGGGUGGGAUAGGGGGGUGCAGUUGAAGCAGCCUGGAUUGCCUGUAGCAGGUCUGCAUCUGAGGCACCAUGAGGCGGAUCUCUGAUAACCCUGCAGAGGAGCUGCUCCAAUCUCCUGUCCACCACGGCAUUGUGGGACCUGACAGCUAUGCUUCCACACCCCCCCCGUGAGCUAGUCUGCUAGUGUUAGAGGCUCUGUGUGUGUCUGUGUAUGUGUUUCAAUGUUGCAUUGUGGGGACCAAAAUGAUAAAAAAAACUAUUAUUUUGAAAUUCUGGGGACCUUCUUCUCUAUCCCCUCCAGUAGAAACUGAAUUUUAUAAAAAUCUGUGACUGCAUGGGGAAUGUUUUUUGUUUGGUUACUUAUAGUUAAAGUUAGGGCUGGGUAGGGGUUAGGGUCGUCAUUGCUGGG